Molecule: messenger RNA, 1062 nt
Organism: Dimorphilus gyrociliatus
Lineage: Eukaryota; Metazoa; Annelida; Polychaeta; Dinophilidae
Source: the annotation of a GenBank genome assembly
GCCGUUUGUUUAUGCUGAAACUGGUAGUACUCCAACAUGAUAAACUCGGCAACGUCAAAAGAUGAAACAGUGGAACAAAAUCAACCUGUUCAUUCGACAUAUAAAAGAGUUGGGUCAGCCGUAUUUUAUGCUGCUUCUUCUUUUCUAAUUACCGUUGUUAAUAAGAUUGUCUUAACGUCGUUCAAAUUUCCAUCCUAUCAAUUCCUUGGACUUGGCCAGAUGGUUUCAACAAUAACAGUUCUAUUAACAUUGAAAUUAGUUGGUUUGGUGAACUUUCCCAAUCUUAGCAGAGACAUUCCAAAAAAAGUAUGGCCUUUACCUUUAAUCUUCUUCGGCAAUUUAGUAUUUGGUUUAGGAGGAACAAAAAAGCUCAAUUUGCCAAUGUUUACCGUUCUAAGAAGAUUCUCUAUUCUGUUUACAAUGAUAGCCGAGUUUUAUGUUCUUGGAACAAGAGCAUCAUUGAGGGUUCAAUUGUGUGUAUAUGUAAUGAUAAUUGGUUCUAUAAUAGCAGCAAGUGCUGACCUGACAUUUAAUCUUGUAGGAUAUAUAUUCAUAUUGUUGAAUGACGUAUUUACUGCAGCUAAUGGUGUAUAUACAAAGCAAAAAUUAGAUGCUAAGGAUUUGGGCAAAAACGGUUUACUUUUUUAUAAUACUUUAUUUAUGGUUGGACCAAUUAUCAUCCUGUGCAUAAUAAAUGGAGAUAUAUCGAAGGCCAUGGAAUACUCAAAUUGGAACGACAUAUCUUUUCUUAUAUCUUUUCUGACAUCUUGUACAAUGGGGUUUAUAUUGACUUAUUCAAUUGUUCUAUGCACGCAAUAUAAUAGCGCUCUAACUACCACAAUAAUAGGAGUUUUGAAGAAUCUGAUCGUAACGUAUGCUGGUAUGGCUAUUGGAGGAGAUUAUGUAUUCUCCUGGGUAAAUUUUAUGGGAUUGAAUAUCAGUGUCUUAGGCAGUCUCUUUUAUUCAUAUUUUACCUUUGGAGGAAGUAAACCUAAAACAACAUCUCAAUCUAUCGUCUCGAAGCAGCAAAGUCCUAAAAAUUCUGCGAAUUUGGUAUCAUAA